Ananas comosus (pineapple) is the source of this 1303-nucleotide messenger RNA. RefSeq names its product pentatricopeptide repeat-containing protein At1g09900-like. NCBI's taxonomy places the organism in Eukaryota, Viridiplantae, Streptophyta, Magnoliopsida, Poales, Bromeliaceae. The record is from RefSeq and is a predicted model, not a curated record. Bases 83 to 1303 code for a protein of 406 amino acids. Gene Ontology annotation, molecular function: protein binding. The transcript has 2 exons.
UUCGCUAAAAUCUCUACCCCAAAAGCCCGCCCGGCCGCCUGCCUGCCUGUCUGCCUGUAUUGUGUCAUUUGUCAGUCCUCCCAUGCGAUGGACUCCCAUCUCAACCCCGCGCUUCGCAUCCGCCGCCGCCGCCUUCAUUUCCCGCCGCAGCCACACCGACCUGACUGCCUCUGAACCCAACAACCACCACGUCUCCGCUUUCCUCGCCGCCCUCGCCGACUUCUCCUCCUCCUCCCGCCGCAGACCCCCCCGCCCCUCGUCCUCCUCCUCCCCCUCAACUCCCAACAGCAGCAGCAGCAACUCGUCCGUCCGCUCCUUGACCGUCCUCCUCGGGCGCCUCCUCCUGCGCUCCCCGGCCCUCCUCGACUCCGCCUACGCCCUCCUCCUCUCCAUGUCCGCCCGGCCCGACCCCGCCGCCCGCCCCGACGCCGUCGCCUUCUCCGCCCUCGUCGCCGCCCUCUGCCGCUUCGGCCGCCUCCACGAGGCCUGGGGCGUCCUCGACCUCAUGCUCGACCUCCGCCUUCGCCCCUCCCUCCCCGCCUACACCUCCCUCCUCCGCCUCUACUGCUCCCGCCGCCAGCUCCCCCAAGCCCAGGCCCUCCUCUCCACCCUCCCAUCCCUCGGCUACCGCCUCGACGUCGUCGCCCACACCGUCUUCCUCGACGGCCUCUGCGCCGCCGGCCGCUUCCGCGACGUCGAGAAGCUUCUCGCGCAGAGCCGCGCCGACGGGCUGCGCCCGACGAUCGAGACGCUCAACAUCCUCUUCGACUGCCUCUGCCGCGAGUCCAAGGUUUCGGAGGCCAAGCGCUUGCUGGAGGGCAGCGACGCGUUGGGCUGGGUCGUCGAUUCUUUCUUCUAUAACACUCUGAUGAGCCGGCUGUUCGACGUCGGCGAGCUCGACGCCGUGUUAGAGCUCUUGGCCUCUAUGUUCAAGAAGGGGAUCCCCCCGGACGCGUGCACCUUCACCGUCGUGAUCCGAACCCUUUGCAAAUCCGGCAAGCUCGCCGAAGCUAGAAAUGUCGUCGAACGCGGUGGUAGUUUCGUCGCCUCCGACGUCGUGAUGUUUAACACCCUGCUUCACGGGUUCUACGCGGCCGGUAAUGUCGAGGAAGUACGACUCGUUUACGAGGAAAUGCUUGGGAAGAGCGUUGUUCCUAACAAUUUCACGUAUUGCAUCGUGAUGGACAGUUUCUGUAGACGGGGAAAGUUUCUUGAGGCUACAAGCUUCCUUCUUGGAUCUUCGGCGGAAGAUGGGUUUUCGCUCGAUCUGGGAGGGGUAUUGCGGAAGCUUGGAUUUCUAUAA